Messenger RNA from Aspergillus novofumigatus IBT 16806, 1984 nucleotides. Its product is annotated as tryptophan synthase beta chain. Gene Ontology annotation, biological process: L-tryptophan biosynthetic process. The transcript is spliced from 5 exons. The record is from RefSeq and is a predicted model, not a curated record. NCBI's taxonomy places the organism in Eukaryota, Fungi, Ascomycota, Eurotiomycetes, Eurotiales, Aspergillaceae. Gene Ontology annotation, cellular component: cytoplasm. Gene Ontology annotation, molecular function: tryptophan synthase activity. Bases 1 to 1920 code for a protein of 639 amino acids.
AUGGAUCAUCUCAAACAGAUCUUUGCCCAAUGCCUACACGAAGGCCGUCCAGCGCUGGUCACGUACGCCGGAGGAGCAGAUAUCAUUGAACUGGGUCUCACCUUUACCGAUCCUAUCGCAGACGGUCCGACCAUCCAAAAGUCGAAUUUGAAGGCCCUCCAAAAUGGCGUCACAGUCACCUCGAUGUUGGAGAUGGUUAGGACUGCGCGGAGAAAAGGGUUAAAGGCUCCAGUGCUGUUUAUGGGUUACUAUAAUCCUAUUCUGCAGUAUGGAGAGUCGAAACUUUGGCGGAUUGCGUCGACGCCGGGGUCAAUGGUUUCAUUAUUGUUGACCUGCGUCCGGAAGAAGCGACUCUCAUACGUCCCUUUGAUCGCACCUUCCACCACCGAAGACCGCAUGAAGGUCCUCUGCAACAUGGCCGAUUCCUUUAUUUAUCUUAUCUCCCGCAUGGGCGUCACCGGCGCCACUGGGACCCUCAACGCAGACCUUCCCGCCCUCAUCCGGCGCCAUUUCCUGAGCGUGACCUCCAUCGCCGACGGCGCCGUCAUCGGCAGCCAGGUGAUUACGAUCCUCGAUAACGCCCCUGCCGGACAGGCCGCCCGGGCAGUCGAGGACUAUUGCUCGCAGAUUACACAAAGGAAGGUUACCAGUGUGCCUCCUGCGGGGAUGGGGACGAAUGCGGUCGUCCCGCCUUCUGUAGACGGAGAAACGGCUGUGACCGACGGCUCAGGGUGGUUCGGUGUCUUCGGUGGUCAAUACGCCCCAGAGGCCUUGACCACCUGUCUGGCCGAACUCGAGGCCGGUUUCGAGGCCGCUCGUAACGAUCCCACAUUCUGGGAGGAAUACCGAUCGUACUAUCCAUACAUGGGCCGUCCGUCCAGCCUGCACCUGGCUCCGCGACUGUCCGAACACGCCGACGGCGCGAAUAUUUGGCUGAAGCGGGAGGACCUCAACCACACGGGAUCUCACAAGAUCAAUAAUCCCCUGGGCCAGAUCCUGGUUGCGCGUCGACUGGGUAAGACGGAGAUCAUCGCCGAGACGGGUGCGGGUCAGCACGGGGUCGCAACUGCGACUGUCUGCGCUAAAUUCGGCAUGAAAUGCACCAUCUACAUGGGUGCGGAGGAUGUCCGUCGACAGGCUCUGAAUGUGUUCCGCAUUCGCCUGCUAGGGGCCACAGUUGUCCCAGUUGAAUCGGGGUCGCGCACGCUCCGGGAUGCGGUGAAUGAAGCCUUCCGUGCGUGGAUUGCGCGCCUAGAUACCACGCAUUACAUUAUUGGGUCUGCGAUCGGGCCUCAUCCCUUCCCGACCAUGGUACGCACGUUCCAGAGCGUGAUUGGUGAGGAGACCAAGGCGCAGAUGCGAGACCUAGGCAAGAGCCCGGAUGCGGUGGUUGCCUGUGUUGGGGGCGGCUCCAACGCAGCCGGCAUGUUCUAUCCAUUCUCCGAGGACGCCUCCGUCCAGAUGGUUGGCGUGGAAGCCGCAGGUGAUGGUUUGGACACAGAACGACAUUCAGCUACCUUGAGUCGAGGCUCCGUCGGGGUUCUUCAUGGCUUUCGGACCUAUGUCCUGCAGAACCGGCAUGGACAAAUAUCCGACACUCACUCAGUCUCAGCGGGACUGGACUACCCGGGCGUUGGACCGGAACUAGCUCACUGGAAGGAGAGCAAGCAGGCGACAUUCCUUUCAGCUACCGAUGCCCAGGCCCUGCAGGGCUUCCGACUGCUGAGCCAGUUGGAAGGUAUCAUUCCCGCGUUAGAGACCUCCCACGCGCUCUGGGGGGCAGUCGAGGUAGCCAAGCAGCUGGGACCGGGCAAGGAUCUCGUGUUAUGCUUGAGUGGCCGUGGGGACAAAGACGUGCAGACCGUGAUCGAUGAGUUGCCCACGGUAGGGCCUCAGAUUGGAUGGGACUUGCGGUUUUGAAGGUUAGAAGUAUGUUGCGUAUGCUUUUGAGAUAGUGGGAUGGAUCAUUUGACAGAGUAAAAAG